Linum tenue is the source of this 2573-nucleotide messenger RNA. The record is from the annotation of a GenBank genome assembly. Lineage: Eukaryota; Viridiplantae; Streptophyta; Magnoliopsida; Malpighiales; Linaceae.
AAUCUUACUUUUCUCCCACGGCUGCAAAUAUAAUACUUUCUUCUCGUCGUCCAUCCCUCCCUCCCUCGUUUAAUCCAUCCAUCCGAAUUUGAUUUUUCGAAAAAUAAUUAUUACUCACAGCUCACCAGCAAAAGAGGAGAAUCCAGAACCAGAACACACAAACCAAUCAAACCCAUCGCCAUCCUCAUCCUCUUCCUGCUUUCAGAAAACCGGAUUUCUCCAACGCCAUCUUCGUCUGCGGUCCAAAACCAGAACCAGAAACAAAAACAAAAACCCACAAAUACAAUUGCAACUUUUGGCUUCGUCUUUCUGAAUUCAAUACUAUUUUCUCCCCCUCUUCCUCUGCUCCCGUUGUGGUUUUUUGCAGAUGGUCAAACAGUUGUCUCCUAUAAGUAUGGACUGCCUCUCCCUCUCUGUUCCCCUCUCCAAUUCCUCCCUCCCAUCCGCUCCUUCCUUCGGUGCAUGGAUUCAUUGAUUUUCUCUCUUCACCAUUCCUCGCCAUUAAUCCCCUCCUCUUCCAUUUCUCUCCGCUCCCCCGCUUGCUCCGCCUCGCUUUCUCCUCCUUCUUCCAACUUCAGUUUCUUCACUCAUCGUCUCGGUUUCACUCCCGUUUCCCGGCGUCUCAUGGCUGCACCACCACCGGCGUCCGACAGCAAGACCGCCACCACCAACGGCGGCGGUGGUCAUGGUUUGUUCAAGCCCAAGAUCGUCAACGGCGAUUAUGGCUACGUUCUUGAAGACGUCCCUCAUUUGACCGAUUACCUUCCUCACCUUCCAACUCAUUCCAAUCCUUUGCAAGACAAUCCUGCCUACUCCGUGGUCAAGCAGUACUUUGUUGAUGUGGAUGACACCGUCCCUCAAAGAAUUGUUGUCCAUAAGGAUAGUCCGAGGGGGACCCAUUUCAGGCGUGCUGGACCUCGCCAAAAGGUCUACUUCGAUUCGGACGAAGUCAAUGCUUGUAUAGUGACAUGUGGUGGUCUCUGCCCAGGACUCAAUACCGUAAUCAGAGAAAUUGUAUCUACCUUGUAUUCCAUGUAUGGUGUGAAGAAAGUGCUUGGGAUCGAUGGGGGAUACAGGGGAUUCUAUGCUCGAAACACGAUUAAUCUGACGCCUAAGGUUGUGAAUGAUAUUCAUAAGCGUGGUGGAACCAUCCUCGGGACUUCACGAGGGGGUCAUGAUACGAAAAAGAUAGUUGACAGCAUUGAGGACCGGGGUAUUAAUCAGGUGUACAUAAUUGGAGGUGACGGUACACAGAAAGGGGCUUCGGUUAUAUAUGAGGAAGUUAGAAGGCGGGGGCUCAAAGUUGCAGUUGCUGGCAUUCCUAAAACAAUUGAUAAUGACAUUCCGGUGAUUGACAAAUCAUUUGGCUUUGACACUGCUGUUGAGGAGGCUCAACGUGCUAUUAAUGCUGCACAUGUUGAAGCGGAAAGUGCCGAGAAUGGCAUUGGUCUUGUGAAGUUAAUGGGUCGUUAUAGUGGGUUUAUUGCCAUGUAUGCUACUCUUGCAAGCAGAGAUGUAGAUUGCUGCCUCAUUCCAGAAUCACCCUUCUACCUAAAAGGGGAAGGUGGACUUUUCGAGUUCGUUGAGAAACGACUCAAGGAAAGUGGCCACAUGGUUAUUGUGGUAGCUGAAGGUGCUGGGCAAGAGCUCCUUUCUGAGAGCAAAUCAAUGACAGAUGCUUCCGGAAAUAAGCUUCUUCAAGACGUUGGGCUGUGGUUAUCACAGAAUAUCAAGGAUCAUAUGAAAGCACAGAAGAUGUCCAUAAAUCUCAAAUAUAUAGAUCCCACUUACAUGAUUCGCGCUAUUCCAAGCAAUGCAUCUGACAAUGUUUACUGUACGCUUCUGGCUCAAAGUUGUGUCCAUGGAGCAAUGGCUGGUUACACUGGCUUCACAUCUGGUCUCGUAAAUGGCCGACAAACAUACAUACCCUUCUACAGGAUCAUUGAGAAACAGAACAAGGUGAUCAUAACCGACAGAAUGUGGGCUAGGCUCCUGUCAUCAACAAAUCAGCCAAGCUUUAUGUGUCCUAAACUUGUGGCAGAGAAGAAGAAGGAAAUGCAGACGAAGAUGGAGGCACAACCUUCAGGACAGUUGAUGGACGACGGGAACACUGGCGCUGAUAAGAAGGCGGCAAACAAAGAGGUCAGGGCGUGACCGACAUUCCCCCCCCCCAAAAAAAUAACCCACACUGCUAAAUUAUAGAAUUUUAACCUUGCUUAGGUUGCAGUUGUUGUUUUUCUUCCCACUCUCCUGCUUCCACUGUUUGGUUCAGUAGUUUUCACUAGUGUUCUUCAGUGAUCCUCGGAGGCCUACUUUCCUCAUCAAAGUGGAUCUCUGGAGGACCUUGACAACAUGUUGAAAUGAUGAAUGGGGGGUGAUUAGCUCAUGAUUUUUUUGUGAAGUGUAAUGUAUAUGGCAACGAGACUGGAUUGGAUGCAUAUAGUUAAGCUGUUAAUGCAAUAAUAAUGAUGCAUGAACUUUGAUCGCUGUUGGUGUGUUUAUGUUAUUGAGAUUCUGGUGGUACUGGUAGGCAUUAGGGGGAAAAGAGCAUCUGGAAUUUGCAGUGAUUGGGG